CAUUUCCCUCGAUAACCCCCAGCAGGCGAACACCCGUCGUCUCUGUAGAGAAAAAGACCCCUCUAAAAUCUGCCCUCGAGAUGCCCCACCUCGCCGCACCUGCCUCUCCGCCGCCGGCUCCAAACCUAAUGUCUGACGCCCGCGAGGCUGCCUCCUCCUCGCCGCCGUCGGAAAGGGGGCGGAGGAAGGCAGUGGUGGUGGUCAUGGGCGCGACGGGCGCCGGCAAGUCCCGGCUUGCCGUUGACCUGGCGGGCCACUUUACCGGCGUCGAGGUGGUCAGCGCCGACUCCAUGCAGGUCUACCGCGGUCUCGAUGUCCUCACUAACAAGGUCUCCCUCCAUGAGCAGAACGGUGUUCCUCACCAUCUCCUUAGCAUCGUCGAUCCUUCCGUGGAGUUCACUUGCCGCGAUUUCCGUGAUCAUGCCUUGCCUAUUAUAGAAGAUAUAUUGGAUCAUGGCGGCCUGCCUGUUAUUGUUGGCGGCACAAACUUCUAUAUACAGGCUCUUGUUAGUCCAUUCCUUUUUGAGGAUAUGUCAGAAGAUAUGCAGGGUUGCACUUUGAGUGACCAACUUGAUGAUAUAGGCCUUGCCACGGAUGAUGUUAGAAGUGGGUAUGAACACUUGAAGGAGAUUGAUCCUAUUGCAGCACAAAGGAUCCACCCAAACAACCAUCGAAAAAUAAACCGUUAUCUUGAGUUAUAUGCAACCACAGGUGCACUACCAAGCGAUCUUUUCCAAGGAGAAGCUGCAGAAGACAAGUGGGGCCGGCCUACUAGUUCCAGAUUUGACUGUUGUUUCCUGUGGGUAGAUGCCGAGCUUCAUGUUCUGGAUAAUUAUGUCAAUGAAAGAGUCGAUUGCAUGAUUAAUGCUGGCCUGCUUGAUGAAGUGCGCAAUAUAUAUAAUCCAGGUGCCGUUUAUACCCAAGGUCUGCGGCAGGCCAUUGGGGUUCGUGAAUUUGAUGAGUUUUUCAUAUCAUAUUUUACAAAGAAAGAACCUAAUAAUGAGAUGAAAGCUGGUAUGCUUGAUCUCCAUGAUGAUAAGCUGAAAAACUUGUUGGAUGAAGCUGUCUCCCAGCUAAAAGCAAACACACGAAGACUUGUUCGACGCCAAAGACGGAGGCUACACCGGCUGAAUAAAGACUUCGGGUGGCAUUUGCAUCACAUCGAUGCAACAGAAGCAUUCCAAUGUACCACUGGUGACUCGUGGCACGUCAAGGUUAUAAAACCUUGCGUAGAUACUGUCAGGAGAUUCUUGUCUAAUGAUACAAGUUUGGCAAGUAAAGAUUGUUCAAAUGAUGGUGGAGGGACUAGGUUGGCCUCAAGAGAGUUAUGGACUCAAUAUGUUUGUGAGGCCUGCGACAACCGGAUCCUUCGAGGGGCACACGAGUGGGAACAACACAAGCAAGGGCGAGGCCACCGGAAAAGAACGCAGCGCUUGAAGCGGAAGAGUAAGAUGAAGAGUACAUCGUCUGAAGCAGAAGUAUAACUGUAUGAGCAUCAGUUUUAGUUUCGGUGUAGAUGGAACACCAUUUAGAUUGGUUUUGAGUCUUAUGGAGGAGACUGUGGAAGGGGAUUGAUAAGGGCACGGAUCCAAACACUAGUUCUGAUCCUUAAAGGCGUGUUUGUAUGCUGCCUGACUUCAUAUUGCCGCAAACAACAGUUCAUCUUAA
Hordeum vulgare subsp. vulgare (domesticated barley) is the source of this 1668-nucleotide messenger RNA. Its product is annotated as tRNA dimethylallyltransferase 2. The record is from RefSeq and is a predicted model, not a curated record. The coding region runs from base 81 to 1484 and encodes 467 amino acids. Gene Ontology annotation, molecular function: tRNA dimethylallyltransferase activity. Gene Ontology annotation, biological process: tRNA modification. The transcript has 10 exons. NCBI's taxonomy places the organism in Eukaryota, Viridiplantae, Streptophyta, Magnoliopsida, Poales, Poaceae. Gene Ontology annotation, cellular component: mitochondrion.